AUGUCGUCUAUGCCAAUUAUUUCUGCAUCAUUUCAAGUACCGCAAGUUGCAAAGCCUGAAAUUGUUCGCCGGACGGCAAAUUUUCCACCAAGCAUAUGGGGAGAUCGCUUCAUCAACUAUGAUUCCCAACACACUAAGACUGAUGCCAUUUGGCAGCAACAGGUUGAAAAGCUGAAAACAGUAGUGAAGAGGGAAGUUUUUACUAAUGAAGGUGAUUUUUCACAUCGACUGAAGUUCAUUGAUGCAAUACAACGACUUGGCGUGGCAUACCAAUUUGAACAUGAAAUAGAAGAAUCACUACAACAUAUCCAUGCUAAAUAUCAUCAUGAUCAGUACCGUGAUGACAACCAUCUUUACAAUGCUGCGCUAUGUUUUCAGCUUUUAAGGCAACAUGGAUAUCAUAUUUCAUCUGAUAUCUUCAACAAGUUCAAAGAUUCAAAUGGUAGCUUCAAAAAAUGCUUAAUUGCUGACCCCUGUGGUAUGCUAAGCCUCUAUGAGGCGACACAUCUUAGGGUUAAUGAAGAAGAUAUACUUGAAGAGGCUCUUCUGUUCACCACCGCUCAACUCGAGUCUGUGCUUAAUAACAAUGUAAGCUAUCCAGCACUACUGACUGAACAAAUAACUGAAGCUUUGAAGAGACCUCUUCGAAAAAGUCUAGAGAGAUUAUGUGCCAAGUGUUACAUGUCAGUCUACCAAGAUGAAGCCUCACACAGUGAAUCUUUGUUGAAACUUGCAAAGUUGGAUUUCAAUCUUGUGCAAUCUUUACACCAAAAGGAGCUCUGUGAUGUUACAAGGUGGUGGAGAAAACUAGACUUCGAAAAGAAACUGCCAUUUGCAAGAGAUAGGGUGGUGGAGUUGUUCUUUUGGAUAGUAGGAGUAUAUUUUGAACCUCAAUACUCUACUGGCAGAAUUAUUAUGACAAAAGUGGCUGUUCUUCUCAUAGUUUUGGAUGAUAUCUACGAUGCAUAUGGUACAUUUGAAGAACUCGUGAUUUUUACCAAAGCAAUUGACAGGUGGGAUCUCAAAUGCAUAGAUGAAUUCCCGGAUUAUAUGAAAAUAUUCUAUUAUGAACUUUUGAAUCUUUUCAAUGAAAUUGACGAGGUGAUAUCAAAGGAAGGAAGAUCACACCGAGUUUCAUAUGCAAUACAAGCUAUACCCCGAUCGUAUUUCAACGAGGCUCAAUGGUUACACGAAGGACGCAUUCCGAGCAUGGAAGAGUAUAUGCGCGUUGCAACCGUUUCGAUCAGUUACACCUUUCUAACGACCAUUUCAUUACUUGGCAUGGAAGAUAUUGUAACCAAGGAGGCAUUUGAGUGGUUGAUGAAUGACCCUAAAAUUCUUAGAGCUUCCAAUACCAUUUUUAGGCUCAUGGAUGACAUUGUUUCCACCAAGUUUGAGAAAGUGAGAGGACAUGCACCUUCUAGCAUUGAUUGCUACAUGAAGCAAUAUGGAGUUUCAGAGCAAGAGACCGUUGACGUAUUCAACAAAAAAGUUGCAGAUUUGUGGAAGGAUAUAAAUGAGGAGUUUCUUAGACCAACAGUUAUGCCAACGCCGGUUCUUGUGCGUGUUCUCAAUUUAACAAGAGUAACUGAUCUCCUUUACAAAGGGGAAGAUGGUUUCACACGGGUUGGGAAGAUGACCAAAGAUUGUGUUGCCGCGCUCCUUGUCGAUCCAGUGCCACUGUGA
This is a messenger RNA of Rosa rugosa (rugosa rose), 1686 nucleotides long. RefSeq names its product (-)-alpha-pinene synthase-like. Gene Ontology annotation, molecular function: magnesium ion binding; terpene synthase activity. Gene Ontology annotation, biological process: diterpenoid biosynthetic process. The record is from RefSeq and is a predicted model, not a curated record. The coding region runs from base 1 to 1686 and encodes 561 amino acids. Lineage: Eukaryota; Viridiplantae; Streptophyta; Magnoliopsida; Rosales; Rosaceae. The transcript is spliced from 8 exons.